Messenger RNA from Daucus carota subsp. sativus, 2291 nucleotides. Its product is annotated as protein ZINC INDUCED FACILITATOR-LIKE 1. Gene Ontology annotation, molecular function: transmembrane transporter activity. Gene Ontology annotation, biological process: transmembrane transport. Lineage: Eukaryota; Viridiplantae; Streptophyta; Magnoliopsida; Apiales; Apiaceae. The record is from RefSeq and is a predicted model, not a curated record. The transcript has 16 exons. Bases 302 to 1954 code for a protein of 550 amino acids.
UGUUGCUGUUGCAAACAGCAACCCCAGACAUUGUCUUAGCCGAUGUGAUGUGACGCUUUCCAAUUUUAGUUGCGCAAGUUUCUCUAUAUAUAUGAUGUACUACACAAAAACUGGCAAUUACAUUUUGGGUAAUGCGUCUUUAAUACCAUCAUCGUAAACUGGUUUAAAGUGGAGCUUAGCCAAUUCUGUCUGAUUGGGUUGGGUAUAUAAGAUGGGUGCAAAACUGGAGAUCGUUAGUAGUCCUUGUGGAUGACAUGGUAUCAUAAACUUUCGACGCAUAAGAACUGCGUGUAUAGCAGCUAUGAAUAAGUAUAAAGUAAUUGAAAAAAAAUGCCCUGGUUGUGAAAUUCAUAAACUCAAAUAUUCAACUACUCGCAUCCCUGUCAAGCAUUUGAUCUUUGUCUGGGUUGUUACUCUCUCAGCAGCCUUACCGAUAUCCUCCCUGUUUACUUUUGUGUAUUUUAUGAUGUUCUAUUUAUGGUGUUUCCAAAUUCCGCAUACUGCAGAUAAGGGACUUUCAGAUUGCAGAAAGAGAGGAGGACAUUGGUUACUAUGCUGGAUUUCUAAGCAAGUUUAUAAGAAAUAUCUACUUAAAUUACGCAUCCAUUCUAUAUUGUUGUUGCUUUUAACAUUUGUUAUCCUAUUAGGUUCCUCAUUUAUGUUUGGGAGAGCUCUGACAUCUGUGCUUUGGGGAAUUUUGGCUGAUCGUUAUGGUCGAAAGCCUGUGAUUAUAUUUGGCACAAUUUCAGUGGUUAUUUUCAAUACUCUCUUUGGCCUUAGUACAAGCUUCUGGAUGGCAGUUUCUACGAGGUUUCUUCUAGGAAGUUUGUGCGGAAUACUUGGCCCUAUGAGGGCAUAUGCUACAGAAGUUUGUCGUAGAGAACAUCAAUCUUUGGGAUUGUCAGUCAUUAGCACAUCAUGGGGGGUAGGGCUGGUCAUUGGACCGGCUAUUGGAGGCUAUUUUGCACAGCCAGCAGAAAAUUAUCCCAACAUAUUUUCUGAAAAAUCUAUCUUUGGAAGGUUUCCGUACUUUCUGCCUUGCCUUUUGAUAUCACUCUUUGCUUUCCUUGUAUCCAUCAUCUCAUUUUGGCUCCCGGAAACACUGCACAUUCAUCAUGGAAAUAAAAAUGAACAAUGUGAUGCAGCUGAUGCAUUGGAGAAUUCAAUGUAUAAGUAUCGUGUAGACGGAGUAAGUCGUCAUGGAAAUAAAAAUGAACAAUGUGAUGCAGCUGAUGCAUCGGAGAAUUCAAUGUAUAAGUCUCGUGUAGACGGAGUAAUUCGUUCCAAAGAGAGGCUUCCAAGUUCUAAACUGAGCCUUUUGAGAAACUGGCCCCUGAUGUCUGCCAUAACUGUGUAUUGUGUUUUCCAGCUCCAUGAUACAGCCUAUGCUGAGGCAUUCACAUUGUGGGCUGACAGCCCUAGGAAGUAUGGAGGACUGCACUAUAAAAUUCCAGAAGUUGGUGAAGUCCUCGCCAUUUCAGGAUUUGGUCUGUUAAUUCUUCAGAUGUUUCUUUAUCCUGUACUGGAGCGAACUUUUGGUGCCAUCUUGGUUUCUCGUAUUGGAGCUGUUGCAACCAUACCGCUUCUAACAUGUUACCCAUAUAUAGCUAAGUUGUCCGGGAACUUGCUUUUUGCUGUGCUCAGUUGUGCAUCUAUCUUGAUGAAUGUCUUGAUGGUAUCAGUAUCGACAGGAUUGUAUCUUUUGCAAAACAGGGCUGUGUCCAGUGACCAACGAGGAGCUGCCAAUGGGAUUUCUAUGUCAGCCUUGUCUCUUUUUAAAGCAUUUGGUCCAGCUUGUGGGGGGUCAUUCUUUUCUUGGGCACAGACGCGGCAGAACCCUACUUUUCUUCCAGGCGAUCAAAUAGUAUUUUCCAUUCUGAACUCGAUUGAAUUCAUUGGGCUUGCUAUGACCUUCAAACCUUUCCUUGUGUUACCAAAUGACGAUAGUCAGUAAUACAAUUUGUGCCUUGCUAUAGUACUCGCUUCCUUGUUCGAAACUCAGAGUUUCUGUAUGCCAUGAGAUUGAUUCAGUGCGAGAAUUGCAUUCAAGUAAAGAGUGGAUUGGAUGUAGAAUUACUGAAGAUCUUCAGAGGUGGCGAAAUGAUUUAGAAAAUGUGUAUCAAAUGUGUAAUCGGUAUCUUACUUGAGGCAACUAAAUAAUGUCUUUAAAAACCUGGUUACAACGUUAGUUCAGGUUACGUGAAAUUGUUAUUUAUAAAAUGAUAUGAAGCAGGUCAAUUAUAUCGAUUAAAUUAUUUGAAUUUACUAUUUUAUAUUUGAUUUUUCUAUGA